Molecule: messenger RNA, 14361 nt
Organism: Adineta ricciae
Lineage: Eukaryota; Metazoa; Rotifera; Eurotatoria; Adinetida; Adinetidae
Source: the annotation of a GenBank genome assembly
AUGAUGACCUCUCAAUCACAAGACACACAUGAUUUUUCAUCAUUGAUAACUAGAUCGAAUUCAAGUUUAUCGAAUGAAACUGACUCGGAAUCGAAAUCAUUCUCGAUUCCAUAUAUCGACACGUCAUCAAUAGACGAUUUCGAUAGUAAACACGAUACAGGCAAUUCAUUAACUAGGCAAAUAUCUUUAUCUGAAACCGACCUGCUUGCAUCGAUACACCGAACUAAGCAAAAUUUCGAUCCUCACUCUGAACAUGAUAUACCUGACGAUAUACUUUUUCUCGAAUGGGAUAAAGAACGGAAUUUAUAUCAAGAUUAUAUCAAUUCAUUACGAAAAGAAAUUCGUGUCCUUCUGCAAGAACGUGCAGAGUAUCAAACACAGAAACGUUCUGAUGAUCAAACGAAAAUUGACUUACUGCAGAAAUCAUUAGAAGAGAAAAAUCUCGUUAUCGGACAAUUCCAAACGGACUCGGAACUUCUCAAAGAAAGAAAUACAAACUUCAUUCGAAAAAUCACCAGUUUAGAAUCGGAUACGAAAUCAAAUCUGAAUCUGAUCGAUGAAUUAAAACAGAAAAUCACUGAUCUAACGAUCGAUUUGCAAAAUCACAUUCUAAUCAAACGUCGAUUGGACAUCUCGAUCAAUAAUUUGGAAUCAGAUUGUAAAAUCAUCGAUACCGAACGAAUUAAAUUAACCAAUGAAAUGAAAGAAAAUCAACAUAAUAAACAAGAAUUAGAAAAAUUAUUACAAAAAGCCAAUGUACAAAUUGCAGAAUUAGGUAAAUUUUGUCGAUUGACUGAAAUCUUACAUACUUCACCGGAUAAUCACAAUAAAAUAUGUUCAACCAUCGAAAUGCUUCGCUCAGAAAAUGUUCAAGUUCGUUCGCAGUUGUCAUCCGUUCAACGUCGAACAGUUCAGGAGAAACAACAAAUUAUGGAUUAUUUACGGCAGAUUGAAGCGGAUCUGAUUGAAAAAGAGCAAAUCAAACAACGCGAAGCAUUGUUACGUCAAGAUUACGAGCAAUUGCAAGUAGCGCAUAAACAAGAUCGACAUGAAAUUGAACAACUGAAAAAUUCAAUCAAUCAAGAUCAACAAACGAUCGAAGAUUUAAAACAACAAUGUUCAGUAUUAUUACAUGAAAAAAAUCAAUUAGAUAUGUAUCGAACCGAAAUCAAACCAUCGAUUGCGCAUUCACAUGAAUCAAUUGAUCAAUUGAUACCAAUCAUGGACAACCAACAUCAAAUUGAACAGACGUCAAUACUGAAUGAGAAAUAUAAAAAACUGCAAGAAGAUUUUGACAAUUUAAACGAACGAUACCAAGAUAAACAAGCAUGGACGCAAUAUCAACAAAAUCAAUUGUUGGCUUUAUGUGAUCGAUUGCAAUUCACCAAUGGUGAUAGAAAUACUCCGUUUGAUGAACUUCUACUACAGAUUGAAAAUCGUUUUGCUAAUCUCAAACAUGAAUGUGAUACGUUAGCUAACCAUGUGAUUCUAUUACAAGCAAAUGCUAGUACUGAUAAGGAAGGAUCUGACCGCUCAAACGAAGAUGAACUUCGAAAGAAUCUCGCAGUUUUAACUAAUCAAUGUGCUCAGUUGGAAGAAGCUAAUCGUGCAUGGCAACAGUUUCAGCGAAGUCAAUUGGAAAGUUUUCGAUUGAAACUUCAACACCGAUUUCCUUUGGAAGAUAAAAUCUCUUUCGAUGAAAUAGCAGAGAUCAUCGUAGAUCAGGUUGAUUCAAUAAAUCGGCAAGAUGUCUCGCCGUUAGCCGAAGACAUCUCUUUGCGAAAUGUCAAAUUAGUUCAAUCAGCACCGUCAACCACUGACGAUCCUGAGGAAGAACUUCGACUUCUUCGAGACAAUAUAUCCACACUUACAGCUCAAUGCGCCCAACUUGAUGAGGCCAAUCGUGCGUGGCCAAUCUAUCAUCAAACACAACUUCAAAAUUUUCAAAAUGAACUUCAACAAAUCUUACCGCUAUCAGAAAAUGUGCCUUUUGAUCAACUUCCUCCAUUCAUUCGUCAGCAGAUUGACCAAGAAAAACAACACCUUCAACAACUCUACGACGAUCUUCAACUAGAGUCAGCAACCAAUCUACAAACAAUCAAACAAUCCUACACGAAUACUGUUAAUGAACUCACUCAAGAACUAUCCGUUCUCAAAGAACAACUUGAUAAACGAUCACCACACGAUCUUCAUCAGUUAGAUGAAGCGAGAGUUGCAUCAAACGAGAAUGGAGAUCGGAUCAGUGUUGGCAACGACUGGGAAGAUGUUGGCAUUGACUUGACAUUAUUGCAAACUCCGUUGGACAUUGUGCGAAAUGAACUGGGAAAUUAUUUGUCUGAUGACACGAAUGGAUCGUUCGAAGAAGUUGUGAGAGGAAUUGGUGAGAGGAUUCGAAACGAGAGAGAGAAGAUGAAUGAACGAUAUGAUGCAUUGGAGAAACUCAACCAGGAUCUUCACUCAGAGUCAGAAAUGAACCUGGAAUCGAUUCGACAAUCGUACUUGAAUACUGUCGACGAGUUAAAUCAAGAAUUAAUGGCAAUGAAAGAAAGAUGUGAACAACUCGACGCGGAAAAACAAUCUUUGAAUGAAAAACUUUCCGAUGAUCAAUUAUUCGAAAAGUCUCAUCUCGAAGCCCAUUCAUUUCGCGAACAACUGCGAAAUCUUCUGUCACUUUCCAACGAAAUUCCAUCAGACGAAAUUAUCUCGUCUCUCGAUCAAUUGAUACAGGAAAAUCUCUCGUUGAAACAAAACGAAGAUUCUCUUCGUAGAGAUCUUGAAAACGUCAAUGAACAGUUAAUUAAUAUCUAUAAUCAAUGCGAACAAUUACAAGAAAAUAACAAACAAUUACUAUUAGAAAAACAAACAUUGAAUCAGAAUAUUUCAAUCGAUGACGAUCAAUUGAAAGCAGACUAUACCGCACUGCAAAAUCAAUGUACACAGUUAGAUGCUGCUAAUCGUGCCUGGCAAUUGUUUUACGAUAACCAAAUGGAUUUACUAAGAAAUAAAUUUCAAGAUUCUUUUAAUUUUGAUCAGAAUGAAAACUUUGAGCAGAUUAUUGAAAUUAUCGUAGAAAAAUUAGAUCAAGAGAGACAAAAGAAAGAUUCCGUUCAAUCAGACUCACAAAUCAAUGCAAUAAUUGACUCACUCAGGACUUCCCAAGACACUGAACAGAUGGACCAUCUUCAACAAGAAAUUCAAUCUUUAGAGGAACAGCUAAAGGAUAGCCAAUCAUCAUUGGAUAUGUUAACUACAAAUCUACAAUUGAUUACGGAAGAGAACACACUUCUUAAACAACAGAAUAGUGAAAUCAAACAAAAAAAUAGUUUACUGAUUGAUGAUAAUAACGAAUUGAACAAUCGAUUGAAUGAAUUACAAUCACGAAACAUUAUGCAAAUCUCAUCAACGGACCAAUCAUCGACAGAAGACGUAUCGAGACAUCUAGUAGAAUCUGUUCAUUCAUCAAAUGAUGACCGAGAGACAGAAGAAAUUGAGCAGUUGAAAUUAGAUGUCACUCGUUUGACUUUGCAAUGCGCUCAGCUGGACGAAGCUAAUCGUGCUUGGCAACAAUUCCACCAAAAUCAAUUAGAAUUACUUCGAGAUAGGUUCCAAGGUUGGUUUCAAAUAGAUCCAAACUCGAGUUUCGAACAGAUAAUUCAACAAAUCUUCACACAUCUUAAUCAAUCACGACUUCACCAGCAGUCGACGCUGCAAAACGAGAAUCUAUCAGACUCGUACGCGUUAAUCGAUUCGUUACAAAAGCAAUUGUCCAAUUAUCAGAACAACGAAUCGAUAUUGGUACAAAAUCUUGAACAACUCAAUCAAAGAUUGCUGGAUGUGUAUAAGCAAUGUGAAGAAUUUCGCGAACUCAAUUCACAAUUAAUUCUAUCAAAACAACAAGCUGACAAGGAAUUAGAAGAACGGGAAAAACAAAUCUAUGAAUUACAACAAUCAACAAAUCAGAAACUUCAUUUAUCUUCCGAGAAUCUCAUCGAACAUAACGUAAAUCAAAAUGAAGAGGAUAUUCUUCAGCACAGUACCGAUCAUACUGCACCUACGACUGAACACUCAGAACCUCGCGAAACGAAUUCUUUACAGUUGAAUGAGAUAGUUUCACUCGAUCAACUUCCUCCAUUCAUUCGUCAGCAGAUUGACCAAGAAAAACAACACCUUCAACAACUCUACGACGAUCUUCAACUAGAGUCAGCAACCAAUCUACAAACAAUCAAACAAUCCUACACGAAUACUGUUAAUGAACUCACUCAAGAACUAUCCGUUCUCAAAGAACAACUUGAUAAACGAUCACCACACGAUCUUCAUCAGUUAGAUGAAGCGAGAGUUGCAUCAAACGAGAAUGGAGAUCGGAUCAGUGUUGGCAACGACUGGGAAGAUGUUGGCAUUGACUUGACAUCAUUGCAAACUCCGUUGGACAUUGUGCGAAAUGAUCUGGGAGAUUAUUUGUCUGAUGACACGAAUGGAUCGUUCGAAGAAGUUGUGAGAGGAAUUGGUGAGAGGAUUCGAAACGAGAGAGAGAAGAUGAAUGAACGAUAUGAUGCAUUGGAGAAACUCAAUCUUGAUAUGCGAUUAGCAGCUGACACUAAUAUGGAAUCAGUUCGUCAAUCGUGUCUAAGUAUAAUUAAAGAUUUGAAUGAAGAAUUAUUGAAUGUGAAAGCGCAAUGUACAGAAUUAGAUAUACAAAAUAAGCAACUUCUCAUUGAAAUUAGCAAUUUAAAUGGACAAUUGAAUGAUCGAUCACUCGUACUUGGCCAUCAUUCUUCAUCAGAUCCUAAUUUUCUUCAACUACAAAGUCCAAUUAAAACGAAUGGACAGUUCUCACAACACCCACCAUCCAUCCCUGACGAAGACAAACUGGAAAUCGUACCGGUAACUAUCGACAACCAUCCUUCAAUGAUAGAUAAAGACAUUCAGACAGAAUCACUUCAUCAGUUAUGGCCAACUUUUGACGAAGAGAACCUCUCAAGCAAUAACGACGAAGAUGAAGAACGACUGAAUGACUAUAUGAUUGAACUCGCAUCUCGAUCACCAACUGAACUCGCUGAUCUUCUUAACAAAGAAUGUCAACAGAUCUUGGAUAAACAAAAAUUUAACUCAUCAUCCUUCUCGGAUCUCGAUCUUAACCAACUCUCUUUGAUCGCCCUUCAUUCUUUGCACAAUCAGCAUUUAAUCGAUGAUGCAAAAUCACUGUACAAUGAAACUGUUGUUCGAGCGUUAAAACAAGAAUAUGAAUUACUCAAUAAUGAGAAGAAUGAUUUGAUUGAGCAGUUGACAAAAACUGAACAAGAAUAUUUUCAAGCAAAAGAUACAAUCAAAGAAUUAACUGAGAAAUACGAGAUUCAGAAAAGUCAACUAGAAGCAAGUCUAUCAGAUCUGGAACAAGAAAACCGACGCUUGAAAAAUGAAUUAAAUCAACAUCCGGAACAAAUCGAAAACGAUCAAUAUGAAUUAUUGCAAAAAGAAUUUGACCAACUAAAACAGGAAAAUAAUGAUUUAGUCAACGAAAAUGAACUAUUAAAAGAUUACAAUGCUCAAAUGUUUCAAGAAAAAUUACAAGAAAAGAGAGAUAAUGAUCUGGUUGAAAUUACCUCAUCUCGAGAUGCUGAUAUUCAAAGUCAUCUUAAAGAAACUACUCUACAAUCGGAUUGGAACGAUCAAACAUCACUUGAAGAAGAAAUUGAACGAUUGAAAACAACGAUCGACGAAGUUCAACUCGAAAAUGAUAAUCUGAAAGAUUUGAAUUCACAAUUAUACAAUUCGGUAAACAUUCGUUCGAACUCAACCUUGACGGACAUCGCCAUUCAAUGCUCACCUCUACUGGUAGAUAACAGUGACGUAACAUCAGCAGAAAGCAACGAUUGGAACGACCAGAGCUCACGAAUCGAAGAAUCGACUCUCUCCUCCAUCACCGAAACAAAUUCAAACAGAGAAACUGUUGAUAACGAGACCCAAACGGAUGGCGAUCAACAGCAAGAUAAACUUGUGCAAGUUAACAGUAAACUAAAGCGUGCUCUUCAAACAAUGAAGGAUAAAAUCAAUCGAUUUACUGUUGAGCAAUCCGAACUGUUCCCCAAUCCGACUGAGGAUACGUUGAUGCGACUUGAUCAACUCAUUGCCACUUUAGAACAGUUCAAACAUGAUAAAUUCAGAAAUAAUGAGGAAAUUCAAGAUUUGAAAGCUCAAUUAACUGAACGUAACGAAGAAUUGAAGCAAAACCUUUCCAAUACUUCAGCAAUCGGCGAAUAUCAAAAUCAAAUUGCAGAACUUACUCAACAACGAGAACAACUACAGCAGCAAUUUGAAGAAUUAUCUCGAUCAACCAACACUAUGGAUAAUGAAAGCCAAACAGAUGAACAACAAAAAGAUAAACUUGUUCAAGUUAAUACCAAAUUGAAACGAGCAUUGCAGAAUAUUAAAGAUAGAAUCCAACGAGUUAUCAAUGAAAAACCUGAAUUAUUUCCUGAUCCCGGCGAAGACACAAUGGAGCGAUUGGAUCAAUUAAUUGCAAUUAUUGAAAAUCAAGCUGUACAGAUUCAAGUCUUACAAUCCGAAUGCGAUCAAACGCGACAAGAAGUGGUAGAACUUCAAAAUACACAUCGAGAACAGCGAGUUGAGAAAUCUUCAGAAGAACUUUCCAUCGAAGAUUAUCGAAAGCAAGUUGAACAACUUCAACAAGCUUUGGAUCGGUAUAAGACUUUAGAUCAAGAACUAGAUACACAAGCAAAGAAAUAUGAACAUAAUAUUGACCUGUUACAACGAGAAAUUGUGCAACAAAAUGAGCAGUUGAAUCGAUAUAAGGGAGAACACACAGGAGUUGUGACGGCAACAGAAGUGGUUACUACAAUAUGUGCGGAAACAGCCCAGGCUGAAACCCAAACUGAUGAUCGUCAACAUGACAAACUUGUUCAAGUCAACAACAAAUUGAAAAGAGCAUUACAAGGAUUGAAAGAUAAAAUUCAUCGAUUUGUAUUAGAUCGUCCAGAUCUUUUCGAUGGUAUCGGAGAAGAAACAAGUGAGCGGCUUGAUAAUCUGAUUUUCUCUGUUGAAAAUCAAGCCACACAAAUUGAUAAAUUACAAGAUCAUGUGAAUGAAUUAGAAAGCUCUUUGGAAGCACUGCGAAACGAGCAAAGAACGGUUACGUCUUCUGACGACGCAUCGACCACUGAUGAUUACCGAAAACAAGUUAAUCAGCUCCAGCAAGCUCUUUCGGAAAAAGAUCAAGAGCGAAGUUUAUUGCGUGAACAUCUCAAUGAAGUUGAAAUCGAAUUACGAAAAGCAUUAGAUGAUAACGCACUGGUAGUAGACAAAUAUGAAUUGCUGAAGCAAGAACGAGACGUACUUGUCGAAGAAAGUCAACACGAGAUUACACAGUUACAAGAAGAGUUGAAUAACUUGAAGCAAGUACCUGACUGCCAACAUGAAGAAACACAAACAGACGACGAUAUUCAAACAUUGCGUGAUCUGAUUGGACAACAAUCUCAAGAAAUUAUAGAUCUGAAACAAACAAAUUCUCUUCUCUCUUCUGAAAUCUCAUCGCACGCUCAAAAUGCAUCUUUGACACAAACUGUCGACAGUGAAGUUCAAACGGAUGAUCGUCAACAAGAAAAACUAGCUCAGAUCAAUACUAAAUUGAAACGUGCAUUGCAAGGACUCAAGGAUAAGAUUCAACGAAUAGCUGCCGAACGAUCUGAACUGUUUGAAGGUGUUGGCGGAGAAACAGGCGAACGUCUUGACCAUCUAAUUGCAACCCUAGACAAUCAAUAUACCAAAAUUGAUGUACUACAAACUGAGAAUGAUCAACUUCAAGAACAAUUGCGAAAGACCGUGAGCGAUGUAGAAACUUCGUCAAAACUUACUACCCAAGAACCAGUUGUCUCUGUUGCUUCAUCAUUAGACGAACAUAAUUCGGACGAAUCCAUUACACUUCCUACUUCGUCCGCCAACGAUCACUAUCUUAAUCAGAUUGACCAACUUCAACAAGCUCUCGCAGAAAAAGAUCAACAGAAAAUCUUAUUACAACAACGACUCGACGAACUCGAACAAGAACUUCGAAAAGCGCUGGAUGAUCAUGCCUCGCUGACAAACACAUACGAAGCAUUUGUUGAACAACAAGCACUCGACUCAGAAGAAAGACAACAAGAACUGGAUGCGUUAAGAAGAAAACUAGGCGAACGAGAUGAAGACACCAAAAUGAUAAAAGAUCUGAAAGAGAGAAAUAUGAUACUGUCAUCUGAACUCGAAUCUCAAGUUAAUUGUCAACCAUCGAUAGAAACUGUCGAAUGUGAAACUCAAACAGAAGACCGUCAACAUGAAAAACUGACUCAAAUGAACACUAAACUAAAACGUGCACUUCAAGGAUUGAAAGAUAAGAUUCACCGUUUGGUUUCGGAGAGACCGGAUCUUUUCGCUGGUAUUAGCGAAGAAACUAACGAACGGCUGGAUCAUUUGAUUUCAACGGUUGAAAAUCAAGCUAUACAAUUAGACUCACUUCGAACUGAGUACAAUCAAAUGGAUGAAAAAUAUCAAGAUCAAAUGAAGCAACUCGAAAACGAGCUGCAAGCACGUAUGACCGAGCUUGACGAUGAACGUCGACUAAAAAUGGACGAAAUAUCUACGGUGGUUCCAGUCACUUCAUCACCUCCUGCUGAUGAUAAGGCUUCCCUUCUCGAGGAGUAUCAGAAUCAAAUUGAACAACUUCAACGAAAUCUCUCCGAAAAAGACGAAGAACGAGAUUUACUACGUGAAUAUAUGAAUGAAAUCGAAACUGAAUUUCGCCAAGCAUUGGAUAAACACGCCGCUUUAGAACAGGAACGGGAUGCACUUUUAACACAACAAUCUCGUUUAUCAGCAGAAAGUGAACAUACCAUUCGACAAUUGCAAGAAGAAUUAAUUGAAUUAAAACAAUUACCUGUCACAGAAAAUCUCGAAAUACAAACCAAUGAAACAAUGAAAUCAUGGAAUGAACUGGUGAAGGAAAAUUCUGAUCAAAUAGCGAAGUUAUAUGAUGAAAACACAAAACUUUCAUCGCAAGUGGAGAUGAUCGAACAACAAAAGAAAGAAAUCGAGGAACACAGCCAGAAUUACGAGAAGCAGCUAGAUGAACUCAUAGAAGAGCGUCGAAGACUUCAAGAAGAAAUCGAAAGGAUGAAAUCAUUAGUGAAAGAAAUGAAAGAUACUGAAGUUCAAACUGAUGAUGGUCAACAGGAAAAACUGACUCAAAUGAAUACUAAACUAAAACGGGCGCUCCAAGGAUUAAAAGAUAAGAUUUAUCGUUUGGUUUCGGAGAAACCGGAUCUUUUCGAUGGAAUCGGCGAAGAUACCAGCGAACGUCUUGAUCACUUAAUUGCAACUAUAGAAAAUCAAGCAGCAAAGAUCAAUCUAUUGCAAACUGAACAUGCUGAAACUGAAGUUCAAUUACGAAAUAACAUGAGAGAUCUUCAAAGUUCGCUGGAAGCAUCUCAAAAAGAGUUAGAAUAUGAACGCCACGUUAAGAUCCAGCCAUUAUCUUCAUCUGCACCAGCAUUUGAUGAACAUAAUUCAGACGAAUCCACUACACUUCCUACUUCGUCCACCAACGAUCACUAUCUUAAUCAGAUUGACCAACUUCAACAAGCUCUCGCAGAAAAAGAUCAACAGAAAAUCUUAUUACAACAACGACUCGACGAACUCGAACAAGAACUUCGAAAAGCGCUGGAUGAUCAUGCCUCGCUGACAAACACAUACGAAGCAUUUGUUGAACAACAAGCACUCGACUCAGAAGAAAGACAACAAGAACUGGAUGCGUUAAGAAGAAAACUAGGCGAACGAGAUGAAGACAUCAAAAUGAUAGAAGAUCUGAAAGAGAGAAAUAUGGUACUGUCAUCUGAACUCGAAUCUCAAAUGCAAAUAGUGAAUGAAAGAAAACAAAUUGAAGAUCAGCUGAUUGAAGAACGUGCAAGACUUUUGCAGGAAAUUCAAAAGAGAAGUUCUCAACCUACCGAGACUAUCGAAAGCGAGAGUCAAACGGAUGACUCUCAAACAGACAAAACAAGUCAGACGAAUACGAAACUCAAACGUGCAUUACAAGGGCUCAAAGAGAAGCUUCAUCAGCUUGCAUUGCAAAAACCGGAAUUUUUCGAUGGCAUUGGCGACGAAACAGACGUACGCUUCAACCAUGUGAUUUCAACUGUUGGAAACCAAGCUGCGGAGAUUGAAAUCUUACACACUAAACAGAGAGAACUUGAAGAACAACUCGGUUCAACUAAAUCCGAUGCUACUAGUUCGGCAAAUAUUGAAGAGUAUCGAAAUGAAUUCGAUCAACUUCGAGUGAACUUGGCAGAGAAAGAGGAAGAACGCGUAGCCCUUGCUAAGCGUCUGACUGAGAUCGAAAAUGAGUUGAAACAAAUAACUGAAGAUAACGAAUCACUCAAGAAUUCCUACGAAGAACAAAUUCAAUCCUUUUUGGAAGAACGAAGCACAUUGUUCGAAAAUCAAGCGCAACGUUUCGCUCAGUGUGAACAUGAAAUCAUUGAAUUAAAAUCUGAAAACGAACGUCUUCAAGAAGAAUUAACCAAAUAUCAGCACACUUCUGAUUGUCAAGAUGCAGAAACUCAAACAUCAGAAAAUAUUCAAGAACUGCAUGAUCUAAUUCAACAACAAGCCGAAGAACUGAAAUCUCUGGAAGAAAAAUGUCAGCUUCUCUCCUCCCAGAUCGACUCCAAUGUCUCAGUACAAACUGAAUUACAAAAUCAUCGAUAUGCACUCGAACAGCAAUUAAAUGAUUAUAAGGCUCAAACAGAAACUCUAUCAGAAGAGAUUGAAAGAAUGAAAUUGCCAUCUAUUCAAACAGUUGACAAUGAAAGUCAAACAGUUGACGAGCAAUCCGAAAAAUUAACCAAAGGCCACAAGAAACUAAAACGGACAUAUGAUGGAUUCCAAGAGAAAAUCCAAGAGCUCGUCUCAAAACGACCAGAUCUGUUCGAAGGCAUUAGUGAAGAAACUAAUGAACGUCUCAACCAACUAAUCUCCACUGUUGAAAAUCAAACAAAACAAAUCACUGAUUUACAAAACGAACGUGAUCAUCUUAUCUCGUCAUCACUCAGUCCAUCUAUAAUCGAGGAUUAUCAAAUGAAAUAUGAUCAACUUCAGCAAACGUUCAUUGAAAAUGAGGCUGAACGUAUAUCGCUUCAGGAGCAUUUAGAUGAAUUGAGAGAAACAUUGAGUAAAUAUGAAUCAUCGAUUGAACAAACACUUCAAUCAAACCAAAGUGAAUGUCAACAUAUUCAAGUUCAAACCGAUGACGAUAAUGAAAUGAGUCCGUCACCAGCAAAUCCAACUGCUUUCGAGAUUAAACAUAGGAUGCAUACGAUUGAUAGUGAAAUUCAAACAGAUGAUUAUCAAUAUGAAAAGAUGAAAGCAGCCUUGGCGAAGUUUGAAGAAAAAAUUCACGGUAUUGUCGAAGAACGACGCGAUUUGUUUGAUGGAAUUAGUGACGAAACAGAUGACCGAUUGGAUCAUUUAAUUUCGACAUUAGAAAAUCAAGCGACACAAAUUAGUACAGCAGAAAUCGAACGAAACGAAAUCGAAGAGCAAUUACGAAACGAAAUUAAACAACUUGAAAAUUCUAUAAGUGCUUGUCAGCAUGAAUUGGAGAGUGAACGACGAAUCCGAGUGGAACAGUUGACAACUGCACCACCCGUGGAAGAAAUAGGUUCAUCUGUUAUUGAAGAAUAUGAGAAACAGAUUAAUGAAUUGCACAGCACUCUUUCCGAGAACGAUAAAGAUCGACUUGUUCUACAAGAUCGUUUGAAUCAAGUUGAAACUGAACUUCAAAAAUUAUCCGACGAUCACACAUCUCUCGAGCAAGAACGUGAUAUCCUCGCUCAGCAAAGUCAACAAGAAAUUGCUCAAUUAAGGGGAGAAAUAAGUGAACUGAAACAAGUACCUGAGUAUCAACAUGUAGAUGUACAAACCGAUGAAGAUAUGAAGUCACUAGACCAAAUGAUUGAACAACUAAAAGAUCUCGACGAACGAAAUGCUUUUCUUAUAACAACACUCGAAAAUCAAAAAAACAUUGUCGAAGAACAUCCGAAACUUGUCGAGGAAUUAGAGAAAUAUAUGUCGAAAAUAAUCGUAACACAUGAUAGUGAAAUACAAACUGAUGAUGAUCAACAUCAGCAGUUAUUUGAAGACAAUCUGAGGUUAAAAUCGACGAUCGAAACCAUCGAAAACAAGAUUGAUCAAUAUGUCAAUACACGAAGUGAUGUUUUCGGAGAUGAUCUAAAUGCUCGUCUUGAAAGUAUCAUAUCUCUCGCUAACAAACAACCUGCACUAAAUCAUGAAAGCGUUGGUUUAUCAGAUUCUUCCUUCAAUGAUCGAUCAAAUGAAAGCGAUGACUGGUUCGAUGCGUCACCAGUGGUUAAAACUUCAUCUGCGAACGAUAUUGAAGCUGUCAAGAACAAGAUUCUCCAAAUGAUUGAAAAUCAUCUGACAUUAUUCUCUGCUUCGAAUGAAAAUCUCUGCGAAGAUCUUCGUCAAAUCUUUUCUGUCAUUACAGACCUUCAAGCAAGAGUCAAAGAAUUACAGAGUGCAUUUGACACCUAUCGGAAUGAAACUGAAAACAAAGGCUUGACAGAAAUGCAUCGCUCAUAUUCCUAUCAAUCAAAUGAUGCCGAUACUCAAACAUUAGGUUUGUCUAUUAUCGAAGAACAUCAGAAGCAAAUCGAAAAACUUCAAGAGAACGAGUCCGGCUACCAGCGAGAAAUACAACGUUUAAUCGAAGAACGCGAUCAAGCCCGAGACUUGUUACAUCAAUACAAAAAACGUAAAAAUCGUCGAACGAAUUUCGAGCAAUCAUCGUCGGAAAAUUCGAAUCGACAACGAGAUUCUCACGAGCAAAUUCUUGCAUAUCAAUCACAAAUAAGUAAUCUUGAACAUGAACGUCUAUCUUUAAUUCAACAAAUCGAACAAUUAACAUCUCAACCUUCGAAAACCGAUAUUGAAAAUCAAACACUUGCCAAAAAAGAUUUGCUAUCGACAGCUUCAGCAGAUCAAAGUAUUUCAAGGCAUAUAUUCGAGCAAGAAAUGUUAGCUUGGUCGAAUGAAAGUGAAGAAUUAAGACGUCUCGUGAAACAAAUUCAAAUUGAAAAUAAGAAACUGAAAGGUAUCAUUCUCAAAUUUGAAAAUAUGGUACUCGAUUAUGUUCAUGAAAAUGAACGAUUAAAACAAGAGAAUCAGAAUUUAUCUCUACAUGCCAUACAUCAUCCAACAAGUGAAACAGAUCAUUCCGAACGAGACAUUUGUUAUUUAACAUUGAAAUGGUUAACUUAUGAAGUGGCACAACGAACAGCGAAGCCAAAUGCUGAACAAUUAUUUGUAUUAACAACCGACGAGUCCGAUCGACAUGUAAAUGAAAAUGAACAACGGAUCAGACAUUUGACAAGUCAAAAUGAACGAUUGAAAAAUCAAUUGGAAUCGUAUACAAUUCAAUUCAAACAUCUUCAACAUGAUACGACGAUGAAAACGCAAGAAAUAUCCAAUUUAAAAGAUGAUAUCGAAAGAUUGCGAACCAAUGAAAUACAGUAUCGCUUGGAAGCUGAUCGUCUCAAGACUGAACUUCAAGAUGAUCAAAUCAAAAUCCAACAACUUGAACAUGAUCUAUCCGAUUGGAAAUUUAAACAAUCGAAUCAGAAUACCGAGUCAAUCGAAAAUCUUCGUGAAUUACUUGAUUUGAAAGAACGUGAAUUGAAUGCUUUGAAAGACAAGUUGGAUUAUACAAAACAAACUCAUCAAAUUGAAUUGCAAGAAGCCAUGAAAGCCAAACAGUUUUCACUUGAUAAUGUCAAACACUAUGAACAAGCAGAGGUGCGCUACAAAGAAAAACGACGAGAACUGGACGCGAGAUUGGCAAGAUUCUGUACGAUUACAAGACCAUUGUUGGAUAAUUCAUCAUUGUUUUUGCAGAAUCCCAUUAUCAAUAUUGAUGAACUACGCAAAUUGAUUCGUGAAGCGGACACAGAAGAACGAGUUUCGACUUCUCUUAAUCCAAUUCGAGAUUGUUUGAGUUUGUUGGAAGCGCAAAUGCGAGAUCUUCAUCAUGGUAUCAUUGAGAAUCAUGCUCGUCGUUCUAAACGAUGGAAAUACAAACUAGGAUUCGAAUGUCUUUCGUGUGAAAGUCGAUGGGAAGUCACUCAUGAUAUUCGUGAUUUGCAAGAAGCUUGUUUAGAUCCGAGCCGUUUCCUUGAAUCAUCCAUUGUUGAACCGAUGGCAGGAUGCUCAUGUCCAAUAAUGAUUGAUUUUGUUGAAAGUGAUGUUCGUCUCUGUGUUGAUGACAUUGUAGACGAUGUGAUAGCAAGAACAACAGUGAAAUAA